Cyphellophora attinorum is the source of this 1224-nucleotide messenger RNA. RefSeq names its product Cytoplasmic tRNA 2-thiolation protein 2. Lineage: Eukaryota; Fungi; Ascomycota; Eurotiomycetes; Chaetothyriales; Cyphellophoraceae. Gene Ontology annotation, biological process: tRNA wobble position uridine thiolation. Gene Ontology annotation, molecular function: sulfurtransferase activity; tRNA binding. Gene Ontology annotation, cellular component: cytosol. The coding region runs from base 1 to 1224 and encodes 407 amino acids. The record is from RefSeq and is a predicted model, not a curated record. The transcript has a single exon.
AUGCCUCCAGAAUCGCCGUCUAAGCCAUGCGCCGACUGCACCACCAACGUAGGACUCCACAACAUCCGCAAGCGGCCCCUGUGUACAGCAUGCUUCACUCGCUAUGUCAACUCCAAAAUCUUGAAGCGUAUGGAGUCAUACCGGAUCAAAAGUUCUUCUGGCAUCAGCCAUGAAAAGAAGCGUCUUUUAUUGCCCUUGUCGGGCGGCGUCUCAUCGCUAGUACUACUAAGUGUCCUAGCUGCCCAACUCCGCAAGCAACUGGACACCCAGGGCCGAACGGCCUAUGAUCUGGUAGUAUGUUGUAUUGAUGCGACGCCAAGGGAAGGCGGACGGGACGAGUACGGCGAUGAGCUUCCCAACGAUCCGGCAGAGGCGAGCUGGUGGAGCCGCCUCGUCGCGAAAUUCCAGGAAGAGGAGAACCCUGCCAUCAAGUUCUACGGCAUGCCCAACAUCACACAAGUCUUUCUCAUCGACGAAAACUUAAUCACAGACCUAGUCGCAACAUCGCCCCUUCUCACGCCUCCAAGUGGCAUGAAGUCGGACACAGAGUACUACGCCCACAUCAUCAACGCAUGCAGCACACCAACCGCCCGAGCCGACAUCCAACAGAUCAUCCUAGAGCGCUCCAUCGUCGCGCUAGCACAGCAGAAUGACUGCGACGCCGUGCUCUACGGACACUCAGACUCCCGACUCGCGGGGCUCGCUCUCGCAGAUGUGGCAAAAGGGCGUGGUGGGGCUACGCCUGCAAGGAUCGCGGACGGGUGGAACGAGGCAAUAGGUCUGAAUGUGAACUACCCGUGUCGGGAUCUAUUCAAAUCCGAGCUUGAGCUGUACGUGCAGGUCCAGGAGCCAAGGUUGACAGACCUGGUGGUGUCGCCCGAGGAGGCGAUCGUGGAUGUGGAAGGGACCGCCACGACAGCGGCAGCAACAAAGAAGCAGAAAGCGCCGAUUUCGGUCAAGAGCAUGACCAUCGACGACCUCCUCACAGAGUACAUCACAAGUCAGGGGGAGAAAUACCCAAGUAUCAUGGCGAAUGUGGUGCGAACAACGGGCAAGCUGCAGACGCAAGAGACGAACUCGCCUGCGCCGAAGCAGUUCUGCAGGCUCUGUCGCGGAACCAUUAUUAGCCGAGCGGAAAAUGACGAGUCGGCGAACAGAGGUACAGUGAACAAGGAGCUGUGCUAUGGAUGUGUGAGGAUGAAGCAGGACAUCAAAGCGCGGUGA